Molecule: messenger RNA, 3620 nt
Organism: Trifolium pratense (red clover)
Lineage: Eukaryota; Viridiplantae; Streptophyta; Magnoliopsida; Fabales; Fabaceae
Product: phosphoinositide phosphatase SAC3-like
Exons: 16
Coding region: 578-3133 (851 amino acids)
Biological process (GO): phosphatidylinositol dephosphorylation
Cellular component (GO): intracellular membrane-bounded organelle
Molecular function (GO): phosphatidylinositol-3,5-bisphosphate 5-phosphatase activity
Source: RefSeq, a predicted model, not a curated record
AUUAUUAUUAUUAUUAAAGAAAAAAUAGAAUCAAUUAUUAGGAGCUGUUCUUCAAACACCCGUGGUUCCAAACCUUUUUGUUCUCGAAUCUCCGAAAUCUUCUUCUUCCUUUUUCAAUUUCCAGCUUAAUUUUCUCCUUAUCUUGUUCCUUCCAAUCCCAUAAAUAUUCCAUUUUUAUAAUUAGGUUUUUCUCUAUCCAUCUACCAAUACACAAAAUUCUCAAUUUUUUCUUCCGGGGUUGCAAAUUUUCGAUCCGUGUCUAUCGAAACUCAAUUAAAAAUUACUUGGUCGUUGUUUUUUCUAUAGAACAUAGGUGUGUAAGUGAUGUUUUUUGUGUUUCUGGUCGGAAUUCAUUGUCUGAGAAAAAACAAUGAAUUCUAAAUCGGUUUUGAGAAAAUAAUGUUGUAUUUGAAGCUACCUAAAGUUCAUAUGGGUUUGUUUUUUUGGAUUGUGAAUGUUUUACAUUGUGAUGAUUCUGAAUUUUGAUAAUUUGGUUCACUUUGUUGCAUGCUGUUUUGGUAGUUUCCCUUGAGCCAGAGGCUCGGGGGAUCUGAAGAAUAUUAUCAAGAACAUAGUUAUGGCUUCUUCAGACAAUUUUCAAUCUUCUCACUCUCCUCACUCUUCUUCUCUCUCUGGCGAAACAAUUCCUCCUCCUAAUCUCUGUAUGCAGAAAUUUCGGCUUUAUGAGACUCUAUCGAACUUUUACAUGAUAGGAAGAGACAAGAGCAGGACAUACUGGAGGGUACUAAAGAUUGACCGUCUAGAUCCUUCUGAGCUAAAUGUGCUUGAAGAUUCUGCCACAUAUACAGAAAGGGAAUGUUCUGAUCUUUUACGGCGGAUAAAUGAAGGGAACAAGUCCACUGGUGGACUGAAAUUUGUUACAACUUGUUAUGGAAUUGUUGGGUUCAUCAAAUUUUUGGGGCCUUACUACAUGCUACUUAUCACGAAAAGGAGGAAAAUUGGUUCAAUCUGUGGUCAUAUAGUUUAUGCUAUCUCAAAGACUGAGAUGAUUCCAUUGCCGAAUUCUUCAGUUCGUUCUAAUAUCAUUAAUUCAAAAAAUGAAAACAGGUAUAAGAAGCUUCUAUGCACAGUUGACCUUACGAAGGACUUCUUUUUCAGCUACUCAUACCACAUCAUGCGCAGUCUUCAAAGGAACAUGUGCGACCCUGAGACAGGCCAUGUCCUUUACGAGACCAUGUUUGUCUGGAAUGAAUACUUAACCCGAGGAAUUAGGAAUCAACUCCAGAAUACUUUUUGGACAGUUGCACUAGUUUAUGGCUUCUUUAAACAGGACACACUUGAGAUAUCUGGACGGGAGUUCAUACUGACACUCAUUGCGAGAAGAUCACGCCAUUAUGCUGGCACUAGGUAUUUAAGGCGAGGUGUUAACGAUAAGGGCAGAGUAGCAAAUGAUGUUGAGACAGAACAAAUAAUCUUUGAGGAUGUUCCAGAAGGUCUUCCCAUCCCGAUUAGCUCUGUCAUCCAGAAUCGUGGCUCGAUCCCUCUUUUCUGGUCACAGGAAACUUCACGUCUAAAUAUUAAACCAGAUAUUAUAGUGUCAAAGAAGGACCAGAAUUAUCAAGCUACUAGACUCCACUUUGAAAAUCUUGUCAAAAGAUACGGAAAUCCCAUUAUAAUUUUAAAUUUAAUAAAGACCCAGGAGAAGAAGCCUCGUGAGGCCAUUCUUCGUCAAGAGUUUGCUAAUGCCAUAGAGUUCAUCAACAAAGAUUUAUCUGAGGACAACAGGCUUAGGUUCCUUCAUUGGGAUCUACACAAACAUUUUCACAGCAAAGCUACAAAUGUAUUGCUGCUUCUAGGCAAAGUGGCUGCAUAUGCAUUGGCGUUAACAGGUUUUUUCUAUUGCCAAGCGUCAUCGACCUUGAGACCUGAAGACUGUCUAAAAUGGCCGCCUACAGAUGAUUCUGUUAAGGGAAGCUUUUCAGCUACUGUACACGCUGAAUAUGAUAACGAGGAUGCUAAUGAUUUAGAGAGGAAACCAAGCGAUGGAAUUAAUAUUUCCGAUGAAAAUCAUUCUGCCAAAUCACCCAGGUUGCAAAAGGGGGUGCUCAGGACCAACUGCAUAGACUGCUUGGAUCGCACAAAUGUUGCACAAUUUGCGUAUGGGUUGGCUGCUAUUGGCCACCAGCUUCACUCUCUGGGAAUUAUUCAGCACCCAAGUAUUGAUCUUGAUGAUCCUGUAGCUAAUGAUUUGAUGCAGUUUUAUGAGCGGAUGGGUGACACACUUGCACAUCAAUAUGGUGGUUCUGCUGCACACAACAAGAUAUUCUCUGCGAGGAGGGGCCAAUGGAAAGCUGCAACACAGUCUCAGGAGUUUUUUAGAACUCUGCAACGCUAUUACAGCAAUGCUUGGAUGGAUGCUGAGAAACAAGAUGCAAUCAAUGUAUUCCUGGGGCAUUUUCAACCACAACAGGGUAUGCCUGCUCUAUGGGAGUUGCGUUCAGAUCAGCACUACGGUACAGGGAGGCUCGGUGACGAUGAUACAAGGUCAUUUAUCAAAAGAUCUUUCUCAGAUGGAAACAUUCUUCGUGACAGUUCUACACCCAUGUCAGCUCCAAAUGCCAAGAACGAAAAAUUCUCUAACCCAGGUUUACCAGACCGAUCAGGAGAAGGGAGCAAGGCCUUUUGUGAGUCAUCACCCGAAAUAUCUACUACUGAGACUGAGAGUGACAUUUCAUUAUCAAGGUACACUCCCACAAUGCCUCGGAAACAGCUUUUUGUAGACAUGCAGAGAGAACGCUGUGCUGAGAGUCAUCAUAUUUACUAUUCUGAGCAAGGUGAUUCCUUCAGCUGCUCCAACUUUGUGGACCUGGAUUGGCUAUCUUCUUCAGCAAAUUCAUGUGAAGAAGAGCCAUACGAGAGGCCUAUUUCUACACGAUGCAGGUCAUCAAUUACCAACUCCCCAAUUGACGGGCUUUCUUCAGAAAAUGUUGUCAAUGGAGUUAUAGUCGGAGAAACAACUGCCUCCGCUAGUGAUUGGGCCAGCACCAGCAUAAAGGAGAGGGAUUCAACUGAACCAGAGAUAUCCUAUGGUGAUGCUCGGUCCAACAAACCAGAGGAAUUUCCUGAUACUUUUAUUGAAUGGGUGACUUUUGGACAGACACUUUGCCAUUGAGCUUUUGCAUAUCAUCCUUUGCACUGAGAUAUAUUAUUGACAUUUUUUUUAAAUUGACUUGGCCUUGGCUUGGUCUAAAGAUGCUGAUUUGAAGACUAGAGAGAGCUAAUAUUAAGGAACCGCGUAAAGGAAAUAAACAUGGAUUUGGGUAGACUUUUCUCCAUAUGACGACGAGAUGAUCAUAACCUAAGAAUCCUUCGACCAUUCUGGUAAUGUUGACAUGCAACAUUGAUUCUGUUGUUAAAAUCUCAAUCAAAUCCUAAGAACAUAGUGCAAAAUAGUGCAUAGUAAAUGGUUGUAAAAUUCUAGCUGUCGUUUCCUUUUUAUUGUUGUUUCCGUGGAGUUUACUUUUUUUAUUUUUCUUUGGCCAGUUAAAGAGUUUACAAUAGUUGCACCUUUUGUAAAUAUUGUUACUUAAUGGUGGGAUCUGCACUUUUGGAUUUGUAGAUAAAUUGAUUUUUCAAUAUGGUUUAUUGUGAUGCUCAAA